This is a messenger RNA of Anthostomella pinea, 1113 nucleotides long. The record is from the annotation of a GenBank genome assembly. Lineage: Eukaryota; Fungi; Ascomycota; Sordariomycetes; Xylariales; Xylariaceae.
AUGAUGCUGACGAUCAACAGAGUCGUCGCUGUGGUCGUGUAUCUGAGCGUCGGCCUCACGACGGCGAGGCUUCCGGACGACAUCAACGACGGCCAGUCACCCGAGCCAACACAUAGUGCAGGUGGAUGGCCAAACCCCGAGCCCAUGGACGGGCCUAUCCCAAACAACAACAAGCCGCAGACUAUGGAUCCGACAGUGAUCCGGCGUGAGGACGGAAAGCUGUUCCUAUACCACACGGCGAAGAACGGCAGCGUCUGGACUGCCGACUCGCUGUACGGCCCCUGGAAGCACGAGGGGAACGCUCAUCUGCCCGAGUUUGGCGGUGCCCCCUCGAUUCACAAGGUGGACGACACCUACUACAUGUUCUACAACAACCACGAAUUCGAUUACAGGACCAUCGGCAUCAUGAACGAAGCGGCGCAGACGUGGUACCACGGCGCAAAUGUUCGCGUGGCUUCGUCCAAGACGCUGAUGCCGACCGAGUGGACGCAGCACGGCCGCCUGGAGAUCGACUGGGCUAUGCGGUACAACAUCCUGGACGCGUCUCUCCUCACAGCAGGGCACGGCGACCACCGCCGGCUUCUUUUCACGUUUGGUUCUUAUCAGCGAGGCAUAUUCCAGCUGCCGCUGGCGGAUCCACCGACCAAGAUCGCCCACGGUGCCAACGACAGGAUCACGCACCUGGCGAACAACGUGACAAAGGCUAUCUCCGGUGGACCAACGGAGGGAGCCUUCGUAUUCAAGUGGAAAGAGUACUAUUAUCUGUUCUACUCAUCAGGGCGCUGCUGCGUGCAGCCGAAGACCAGGGAAUGGCUGGGAAGGGGCGACGUGUACAAGGUCAUGGUCUGCCGCUCGAAGGACCCUCGAAAGGGUUAUGUCGACGACCAAGGCGUGGAUUGCGCCAAUGACAGCGGCGGCAAGGAAAUCUUGGGAACUCACGACAACAUCUGGGCGCCUGGCGGACAAGGUGUCAUGGUGGACGACGAGGCUGGAGGGCCCAUCAUUUACUACCAUUAUGUGCCGUACGAUCAGGAAACUGAUACCAAGCAAAAGGCAUAUCACUUUGGUUGGAACAAGCUUGACUUUAGCUCCGGAUGGCCGGUUGUCAUCUGA